Molecule: messenger RNA, 594 nt
Organism: Poecile atricapillus (Black-capped chickadee)
Lineage: Eukaryota; Metazoa; Chordata; Aves; Passeriformes; Paridae
Product: outer dense fiber protein 3-like
Exons: 5
Coding region: 1-594 (197 amino acids)
Cellular component (GO): cytoskeleton
Source: RefSeq, a predicted model, not a curated record
AUGUCACACGACAGCUCGGUGGGUCCCUGGAGACCCCACCGGUCCCGGGUUCCGGUGUCGGUGCAGUUCCGAACCCCCGGGCCCAAGUACCGGCUCCCGGGGGGGAUCGGUUCCGAGCAGAGAGACCCCUCCAGCCGCCGAGCCCCCGCCUACAGCUUCGGGAGGAAACUGGGGCGCCCCGAGGAGCCUCGCUCGCCCGGACCCCAAUAUUUGGUGCCCACCGGUUUCACCUCCCGGGGCCGCGACCGAGCCCCCGCCUUCACCAUGGGCCGCCUCCCCCGGGAGCGCAGGGUCAGCAGCACCCCCGGGCUGAGCGCAGGGUCAGCAGCACCCCCGGGCCAGCCCCACUCGCCCCUCGCAGCUCAGUAUCACCCGGAGCUCGCCAACAGGGCCACCCUGCCCUCCAGCCCCGCCUGCGUCUUCAUCCCCCGCGGCCGCCCCGACAAACCCCAGGAGACGCCAGGCCCUGCCAGCUACGAGCUGCCCCCGGUGAUGGGGCCCCGCCUGGUGACCAAGAGAUCGGCCCCCCAAUACUCCAUGGCCGGGCGGCGGCGCAGCCUCUUCGACCCCCGGGAGAGGGGGGAUGUGGGGUAG